AUGCCCCCCUCACCCACCUCCCCCCUAACGCACCUCUCCCUCCUCGAUGAACAACUCGACGACCUCACCACCACGCUCACCCCCCUCCUCACCACCCCCGGCCUCCCCUCCCUCACCGCCACACUCCCCAUCGCUGACCAAGCCCGCCUCUCCGUGCUGACCGCCUACACGCUCGAGUCCCUCCUCUUCACCUACCUGCGCCUCAAUGGCGUUGACGCCAAGACCCACCCCGUCAUGACAGAGCUCGCGCGCGUGCGCCAGUACGUCGCCAAGAUCAAUGCCGCGCAAGAGGCGCCGAAGCGUAGGCCGGCCGUGGAUAAAGAGGCCGUGGGCCGGUUCGUGAAGGCGGGGCUGGCGGGGAAUACGGCGGAGGGAGAAGGGGCAGGAGAGAAGGAGGAGAGGGAGAGGGCGAGGGCGAAGUUUGAGGAGGUGUCGAGACGGAUGGAGAGGAGGGAGGUUGAGGAGGAGGAGGCGAAGGAAAGGGAGGAGAAGGAGGCUGUGGAGAAGAAAGAGAAGGAAAAGGAGAAUGAGGAGCAGAUUACCCGCAUUCUGGAGAGCUUUAGGAGCCAUGGGGUGAAGAGGGGGAGUGAUGAAGAAGCGUCAGGUUCGGCGAGUGGGGCGGGUGUGAGUGGUGGUGGGGCGGAGAAGAGGAAGAGGAGGAAGGGGAGGAAGGGAAAAUAG
Molecule: messenger RNA, 681 nt
Organism: Morchella sextelata
Lineage: Eukaryota; Fungi; Ascomycota; Pezizomycetes; Pezizales; Morchellaceae
Exons: 1
Coding region: 1-681 (226 amino acids)
Biological process (GO): regulation of gene expression; maturation of 5.8S rRNA
Cellular component (GO): nucleolus; exosome (RNase complex)
Molecular function (GO): DNA binding; RNA binding
Source: RefSeq, a predicted model, not a curated record